Messenger RNA from Punica granatum (pomegranate), 833 nucleotides. The record is from RefSeq and is a predicted model, not a curated record. Lineage: Eukaryota; Viridiplantae; Streptophyta; Magnoliopsida; Myrtales; Lythraceae.
CCCGCCAGCGAAAGCACUGUCCAUCAUCAAGAUCUCUGUUACCUGACGCCAUGACUUCAGCAGCAAAAGAGUCGAGCAUCCAUGUCUCGAUCGUGACUAGUUGUGCAGCUGUGGUGCCCUACUCUCAAAGUGUUGGUUGUUCCACAAACCCUAGGCCUUUGCCUCCGGGGAAAUUCUUGCUGCACUCAAGAGAGAAUGUCUUGCCCUUCAAGCGUCCUGCAGGUUCCGAGGAACUGAUCAGCAAGAUUAAGCCGCCCUUGAAGAAGAAGAAGCCGGCAGCAAACAAUGAGGGGCCUAUGUGGAAACCGGCUCGAAAGAUUGCUUUCUUAAGAGGUAAUGGCCGAGCCGUAGGAGAUAAUCAGGUGUCGACUGAUCUGGUUCUCUACUCUUGCCCAUGGAAGAUCAAGAAGAAGCUGGAAAAAAGUGACCUGGGUGGGCUGUCGAGGUUGCUCCUCCCGAAAUCCGACGUCAAGAAGCACAUUCUUCCCCUCAUGAGCGACAAGUGGGUUGCUAAAAUCGGCAGUGACAGUGGGAUGGGCGUGACCAUGUGGGACAGGGACACGGAAUCUGAGCAUCCGGUGGUGUUGAAGUACUGGUGGUCUUCUGGGUGUUUCGUUCUCAAUGGCCAUUGGAUUGACAUGUUCGUGACUCGGAGGAGGCUCAAGGUCGGUGAUGAGAUAGGAUUCUUCUGGAGCCAUUAUGAUUGGAAGUUCUAUUUCACGGUCCUCGAACGAGGUCAGGAGGGAGCAGAGCAACAUUAGAAGUGAUCAAUUGAAAUUACUAUGGAAAAAUUCUGGCGGAGCUAUGCAUAUGUCGCAGUCUUGUGCUAGCUU